CCCGAACACCCCUCACUAUAGCAUCCUGCCUUCCUUUUUCGUAAAAUACUUUGCUCGUCUUCAACUUUCCAUACCUUCUGGCCUUUGCCACUUGACUUCCUCUAUUACAGUCAACUGAAUCGAAAUUAAGUCGUAGAAAGCAACCAAAGAUGACUUCCUCACUACGAAACUCUCUCCACCGGAGGAACCAUAAAGAACGUUCCCAACUCGCACACCGAGCCAAGUUGGGCUUCCUAGAAAAGCACAAAGACUAUGUCUUGCGUGCUAGGGACUACCACUCUAAACAGGAUAGGAUAAAGAGGCUGAGACAGAAAGCGGCGGAGAGGAAUAAGGAUGAGUUUUAUUUUGCUAUGAAUAGGCAGAAGACGGAGAAAGGUGUACAUGUACAGGAUAGAGGAAAUGAAGCUCUGCCGGUAGAUAUCGUGAAGGUGCUGAAAUCUCAGGAUGAGAACUACAUCCGUACAAUGCGGACAGCUGGUCUCAAAAAAAUCGACAAAAUUAAGAGUCACCUCAGUGCCCUCGCUGACCUUGUCAGACCUACCUCCGUAAAUGACGAAGACGAAACCGAAGAGGGACUCGAUGACGCCGAGUUGGAAAUUCUUCGCGAAGCAGGUAUCAUCACAGGACCUUCCACAUCGACUAGGAAACAACGAAAGUUCCUGUCGAGACCAACGACCAAACAUAUCAUAUUCGCCGACUCUGAAGACCAAGCCCGUGAACUUGCUUCUGUAUCAAGACAACGAACGAAAGACGUUAUCGUGAAUAAUGCGUCAGACGAGACUGAAGAAGAACAAGACAAAGGUUGGAAGACCCAUGAGAUCAAGGGGAAGAAACAGAAGACUGCUAAGAAGCUGACGUCUGUAUCUGCGGAUGCAUCAUUGGAGGAACAACGACGGAGGGAAGCUACAGAACAUUGUUCACAUCUCCUCAAAGAACUUUCCGCCAGACUAAAACGAGACCAACAACUCCGAUAUGCAGAACGUGAGCUGGAGAUGCAGAAAUUGCUCAUGGGUAAGGGUACGUCUCGCAAACUGCGAGGUGUGGAGAAGGUUGAAGAAGAUGGUGAUGAGGAUGAAGAGGACGAUGAUAUGGAUAGUGACAAGCGGAGAAGUAAAAAGGUGGAUGAGAAGACUUGGAAGCCGAGAGUGUACAAAUGGAAGGUUGAGAGGAAACGAUAGUGUAUAUUGCAGCUGUAGGUUGAAUGUGACAUUCUAUAUUCAUUGCUGCAUUUGAACUUUGCUCACCGAUGUCAGUGUCGUGUGCAUUUCACAACGGCUUAGCAGCCUUCGAGGUGAAGAGGCAUAGUGAUAUCGAGCCAUACUAAUAUACACAUCCUCAUGCUAAAUACUUGUCUCUAAAUUCCACCGAAACCUUCUUCGCCUCGCCCUCAAUCGGCAAACGGAUCAGCAAACGGAUCCUCUUCCUGACUCAACAACCCUUUCUUCGGGUCCUUCCUCACAUCCACUUCAUCAUCAUCCGACACAUUCACAUAAUCCCUCCUAGAACCCGUGCUUGGCUUCCCAUGUUGAUGCUUACUAGCAUACGCUUGAGCCGCAGAUGUUGAUGUAUGGGCAGAACCAGAUGCUGAAGCGCGGUU
Messenger RNA from Somion occarium, 1597 nucleotides. The record is from the annotation of a GenBank genome assembly. NCBI's taxonomy places the organism in Eukaryota, Fungi, Basidiomycota, Agaricomycetes, Polyporales, Cerrenaceae.